Molecule: messenger RNA, 1767 nt
Organism: Ziziphus jujuba (common jujube)
Lineage: Eukaryota; Viridiplantae; Streptophyta; Magnoliopsida; Rosales; Rhamnaceae
Product: ammonium transporter 3 member 2
Exons: 3
Coding region: 231-1703 (490 amino acids)
Biological process (GO): ammonium transmembrane transport
Cellular component (GO): plasma membrane
Molecular function (GO): ammonium channel activity
Source: RefSeq, a predicted model, not a curated record
UCGCCUUCCUCGCUACAUCUGCCCAUCUAUAAGAAAGUCAACUACUCUCUAUUCUCCACAAAUUUCUCACCCUUUAGAAUCUUAAACUGUAUAUCAUCAGGACAGCUUCUACUCUUUAUACACUCACUGAUUCUCAACAUAGUAUAGUAGUUCAUAUAUAUAUAUAUAUACAGCUUCCCACAAUAUAUUCUACUAACAUCCAAUUUCAGUUUGAUCAGUUAUUGUAUAUAAUGGCUGCUUCACCACCAAACCCUGUUCCGGUGGCAUACCAAGGCGGCGCUGGGGCAGUGCCGGUCUGGCUGAACAAAGGAGACAACGCAUGGCAAAUGAUAUCGGCGACACUGGUGGGCCUACAAAGCGUACCGGGGCUGGUGAUACUGUAUGGCAGCAUAGUGAAGAAGAAAUGGGCGGUGAACUCGGCUUUCAUGGCGCUGUACGCCUUCGCGGCGGUGGUGAUAUGCUGGGUGACAUGGGCUUACAGGAUGUCAUUCGGGGAGGAGCUGCUGCCGUUCUGGGGGAGAGCGGGGCCGGCACUGGGGCAGAAAUUUCUCAUCAAACAGGCGGCGCUGCCGAAAACAGCUCAUUAUUACAGCAACGGAGAGCUGGAGACGGCGGAGGCGACGCCGUGGUACCCGAUGGCGACGAUGGUGUGGUUCCAGUGCGUGUUCGCGGGAAUCACGGUUAUACUUUUAGGGGGUUCGGUGCUGGGGAGGAUGAACUUCAAGGCAUGGAUGAUGUUUGUGCCACUUUGGUUGACUUUCUCUUACACUGUUGGAGCAUUCAGUUUGUGGGGAGGAGGGUUUUUGUUCCACUGGGGAGUUAUGGACUAUUCCGGUGGUUAUGUUAUUCAUCUUUCUUCUGGGAUUGCCGGCUUCACUACUGCUUUCUGGGUGGGACCAAGAUUGAAGAGAGAUAGAGAAAGAUUUCCUCCAAACAACGUGCUGCUGAUGCUAGCGGGGGCAGGACUACUGUGGAUGGGAUGGGCAGGAUUCAACGGUGGAGAUCCAUACGCUGCCAACAUUGACUCAUCCAUGGCCGUCCUCAAUACCAACAUCUGCGCCGCUACUAGCCUCCUUGUAUGGACGUGGUUGGAUGUGAUCUUCUUCAACAAGCCCUCUGUCAUCGGAGCCGUCCAAGGAAUGAUCACUGGCCUUGUUUGCAUCACUCCUGGUGCAGGACUAGUCCAAGGGUGGGCAGCCAUAGCGAUGGGAGUAAUGUCAGGCAGUGUGCCAUGGUUCAGCAUGAUGAUUCUAGACAAGAGAUGGAAACUCUUCUCCAGCAUCGACGACACGCUCGGCGUGUUUCACACUCACGCCGUGGCUGGUCUUCUCGGCGGCAUGCUCACCGGCCUUUUCGCAGAACCUGAAUUAUGUGCACUCUUUUUGCCGGUUACAAACUCAAGAGGAGGCGUGUAUGGAGGCUCAGGCGGCGUUCAACUUGGCAAACAGUUGGUAGGCGGAUUGUUUAUCAUCGGAUGGAACUUGGUUGUCACCUCAAUUAUUUGCAUAGCGAUCGGGCUGUUGAUCCCGCUGCGAAUGCCGGAGAAGGAGCUGCUGAUCGGAGACGAUGCGGUGCAUGGUGAAGAAGCAUAUGCAUUAUGGGGUGAUGGGGAGAAAUAUGAUUUUACAAAGCAUGAGGGUUAUUCCGAGGAUACAUCAAACCUGCAUCCUAAUCCGUCCAUCGGUGCUACUCAAGUUGUAUGAGUAAAAUUAUAUUAAAAAAAUAUUAUUUGGCAUCGACGAUGACAAAAGAUAUAUAAUAUCAAUA